This is a messenger RNA of Pseudomassariella vexata, 486 nucleotides long. RefSeq names its product superoxide dismutase. NCBI's taxonomy places the organism in Eukaryota, Fungi, Ascomycota, Sordariomycetes, Amphisphaeriales, Pseudomassariaceae. The transcript is spliced from 2 exons. Gene Ontology annotation, molecular function: metal ion binding. The record is from RefSeq and is a predicted model, not a curated record. The annotation marks the transcript as partial. Gene Ontology annotation, biological process: superoxide metabolic process.
AACGCCAGCGUCAUUACCGAUAAUCCUGUUGGCCUUGAGGCCGUGGCAACUUUGCCUGACGAGCUGUUUUUCACCGCCGGAACUCUUGACGGCAACGUCAAGGGCUCUAUCUCUGUUAAGUCGAGCGCCAAUGGCAUCGGCGUUGAGUACAAGGUGUCUUUCUCCAACCUGCCCAAAGAUGGUGGUCCAUUCUUGUACCACAUCCACGAGAAGAAGGUUCCCAAUGACGGCAACUGCACGUCGACCGCUGCCCACCUCGACCCUUUUGUCCGCGGUGAGAUGCCCACCUGCGAGAGCAAGUUCCCUCAGACCUGCCAAGUCGGUGACCUGAGCGGUAAGUACGGGAAGAUUACGUCGGACCCGUUCGAGGCGACCUACCAUGAUGAGUUCUCCUCUCUCAUCGCCGGAAAUAAUGCCUCGAUCGUCGACCGCAGCUUCGUAGUCCACUUCUCCAACAAGACUCGCAUCUCUUGUGCCAACUUCGCU